AUGAAGCUUCCUUCGGAGGUUUUCUGUACAAUUCUGCUUUUAAUUUUUGCGGACAAUUCAAAGGCAGAUAUUCCCGGCUGCAACUACUUCGACACGGUCGAUAUCUCAUACAUUGAAAGACAAAACGAUUCGUAUUUAUAUGAUGAUAUCCUAAUUCCUGCCAGCUUAACUGGAUACUACGAAUUCAUGGAUUUUGGGGACGGAUUCAUUAGGCCGGUUAAAAAGCAUUUAAGGGCCUGUGUUUGCAGCGUGCGGCCCUGUAUUCCAAUCUGCUGCCCAGCCAAGAAUUUUUUGCCCAACGGAAAAUGCGAGGAUGGUCUCAAAGAGGAGCUCGCCCGGUUCGAACCCUAUAUAUACCUCACAUCCAUGGACGGAGAGGAACGAGUACCACUCACCGAUAUGGCUAUUAUCAGAGAUGAGUUCUGGGAUUGUGAUGAAAUGAUUUUCAUCAGCGACUUCUACUAUUUCUUAGAACAGGUUAGAAUUCAAAAUUUCAAUAAAUUUGGACUUAUAGUUUGGUUUCAGGAUGGUACAUUUUGGGUUACCGUAGAUCUAGUCUUGAAAAAACAUGAGUACUGCUUAUACCGGCACAACUUUAAUUCGGAUUUUCCAAAGUCCAUGUGGCUAAUAGUACACCGCUGCAGGACCGACUUAUUACCUGGAUACUUGGAGAUUCUAAUUGUUUCAUCAAUAUGCAAUGUUCUGACAAUCGCCGUAUAUCUGUACAUUAAGAAGCUGCGAAAUGUGACUGGCAAGUGCAUUAUAUGCUGUCUAUUUUCGAGGUUUAUCCAGGACUUGAUCACAGUACUAGAUCGUUUAAAACUAAUAAAUGCCAUCUGCUCUCCAGCUGGUUACAGCUUGUACUUUUUACUGAUGGCUGCCAAUCUCUGGCUCUCUGUCAUCAGCUACCAUACGUGGAAAGUCUUGACGUCCCUCAAUAGAGUUGAAAUUACCUAUCGGUUCCUGCGGUACAACGUCUUCGUCUGGAGCACAGCCUCUAUCAUGACGGGAAGUAUUUAUCUGGUUAAUCAUAUUUGGGAAAACGAUCCCAGUCAAUGGAACUGGUUGCCCCUGGUCGGUUUUAUUCGGUGCUCGGUCAAAGAUUGGCACUCAUCCGUCUGGAUCUAUAUAAGUGGACCGUCGCUGGUCCUGAGUACUUUUAAUGUCACCAUGUUCACCCUGACAGCCAUUUACAUUUGGAAAGUGAAGGGGAAUAUAAAGAAGUUCACAAAUGAGGAGGAGGAAAGGAUUGGCUGCAUCAACUUCGACAGCCAGACUUACCUACAGUUCCUGCGGCUCUCCAUCGUGAUGGGCCUUACUUGGAUAUUUAAUGUCAUUCCGUUUUCUGCACGAUUCUACAUCUUCUGGAAAUGGGUCGGGAUAAUAUCCGAUUAUUUUCACAGCGCGUUUGGAAUUGUCAUUUUCGUUCUGCUCGUCCUGAAGCGAAGCACAUGGACUCUACUGAUGGAGUCUUAGGCUUGU
Molecule: messenger RNA, 1482 nt
Organism: Drosophila mauritiana
Lineage: Eukaryota; Metazoa; Arthropoda; Insecta; Diptera; Drosophilidae
Product: probable G-protein coupled receptor Mth-like 7
Exons: 5
Coding region: 1-1476 (491 amino acids)
Biological process (GO): cell surface receptor signaling pathway
Cellular component (GO): membrane
Molecular function (GO): G protein-coupled receptor activity
Source: RefSeq, a predicted model, not a curated record